UUUUUUUGGCAGCAGACGGAGACACAAAGGAAAAUGUUCUCGCAAUCAGCAGAUCGCGAGUAGAGUCCGAAGACAGAGCACUGAAAAUUGUUUGGCCAUCUCGUCAGUGAAUUUUCAACCGCGGGGCAUUACGCAAACACAGGGAGAUUAGUUGGAGAUAUAAGUAGUACAUAUAUAGAGAGGAUUUAUUGGAGAUUGCUAUCGAUGGAACCAAGUUCACUGACAUCCUGCGCCUUGUGCCAGGCCAAAGCCUCCCAGUUGUGCGCCGCCUGCAGGAGUGUGGUCUAUUGCAGUCGGGAGCACCAGAAGGAGCAUUGGAAGAAAGGUCACAGAUCGGAAUGCAAGUGCUUCGAAAUAGCCAGCAACGAGAUAUUGGGCCGGCAUCUAAAGGCCACGCGGGACAUUAAAAUCGGAGAGCAAAUCCUAAAGGAGGCUCCCUUGGUUGUGGGCCCCAAAGUGGCCUCUGCGCCACUUUGCUUGGGCUGCCACCGAAAUCUGCUGGCUCCGGAGAAACCCCAAGGAAACUACUAUAAGUGCAGCUCCUGCAGUUGGCCUUUGUGCGGAAAGGGGUGCGAGAAUUCUCCGCACCACAAAGCUGAGUGCCAACUCAUGUCGAGCAGUAAUUUCCAAUCGAAAAUAAAUUAUACCCCUGGAGAGGAGGAGCGAAAGGAGUCGGCUUAUUGUGUGAUUAUGCUGCUCCGUUGCAUGCAACUAAAAAGCAGGGAUCCCGAGGCCUUUCUCAAACUUUACUCCUUAGAAGAUCACCUCAAGGAGCGCUUGGAGACCCCACUGUAUCAAGUGCUACGUGCCAAUCUCAUUACCUUUAUAAAAACCGUAUUGGGCCUGCGGGACUGGUCCGAAAUGGACAUCCUACGCAUUGCUGCCAUUCUGGACACAAACACCUUCGAAGUGAGGCAACCCAGGGAGCGAAGAAAGGUGAGAGCCCUCUUCCCCGGGGCCGCCAUGAUCUCGCACGACUGUGUGCCCAAUAUGAGGCAUCGCUUUGAUGAGGACAUGAACAUUGUGUUCCUGGCCAAGCGGAAGAUUGCCAAGGGCGAGAUCCUGAGUAUUUCCUACACCCAGCCUCUGAGGAGCACCAUCCAGCGCAGGAUGCAUUUAAGACAGGCCAAGUGCUUCGACUGCUCCUGCGCCAGGUGUCAGGAUCCCGAGGAACUGGGCAGCUUUGCAGGGGCUCAAACGUGUCUCAAAUGCAAGGCAGGGAAGAUCAUCUCCUUGAAUCCCCUGCAAAAUUCUGCCGUUUGGAAGUGUCAGCUUUGCAAUCUGAAAAGAUCAGCAAAAGAGGUGGUCACUUCGGAUGCGGAGCUUCAGCAGGAAUUGGAAUCGUUGGACAAGAGUACACCCGUAGCACUCGAGGAGUUCAUAUAUCGCCAUCGUGCCGAUCUUCAUGACACCAAUACCCAUAUUCUUCAAGCCAAAUAUGCUCUUACACAAUUAUAUGGCAGUGCUCCAGGAUUUGCCAUGGAGGAACUCUCUGAAGAAUCGCUCACGCGAAAGGUGCAACUUUGUGAGGAACUCCUAGAACUGGCCAACAUUUUCGAUGGUGGCUGGAGUAUUUUCCGAGGUAAUCUACUCAUAGACAUGGAAGAAGCUCUUGUGGCACAGGCUCUGCGCUCAGAAGACCCAGUGGAGUGCGAGGAAAAGCUCAGGAACGCAGCGGAAAUGCUUAGGGAAAUCCGUAACAUCAUGAAACACGAACCGGAAAUGCAACAGUUGCUGCUAGAACGCCAAGUCAUUUUGAAUUCUGCCCUAGAACGCUUUGAACAAGUUGAAAAUUAAAAAUAUUUAAAUUUUUUAUUAUUAUUUAUUAA
Messenger RNA from Drosophila elegans, 1829 nucleotides. RefSeq names its product SET domain-containing protein SmydA-8 (gene SmydA-2). NCBI's taxonomy places the organism in Eukaryota, Metazoa, Arthropoda, Insecta, Diptera, Drosophilidae. Gene Ontology annotation, molecular function: protein binding. The record is from RefSeq and is a predicted model, not a curated record. Bases 205 to 1797 code for a protein of 530 amino acids. The transcript has 3 exons.